Messenger RNA from Cotesia glomerata, 917 nucleotides. RefSeq lists its product as uncharacterized. The record is from RefSeq and is a predicted model, not a curated record. The coding region runs from base 78 to 917 and encodes 279 amino acids. NCBI's taxonomy places the organism in Eukaryota, Metazoa, Arthropoda, Insecta, Hymenoptera, Braconidae. The transcript is spliced from 4 exons.
UAUUAGUAUUAUGUAGCUCCCAUUCAUACGAGCUUUAUAAAAGUAUUUGGAGUUUUAUUACUACGAAAUUGGCCGAUAUGAAAACUAAUUUAAAAAGAAUUGUCUGUGACUAUGAUAAUGAUUUUAUUAGAGCUACGAGAGAUUAUUUUGAAGAUAUUGAUGUAAGAGGCUCAUGGUACCAUUUUAUUAAUUUAUGGACCCGCAAAUGGAGAAGCUUAGGCCUUGCAACGGAUGUGGUUCAUUCUAUUCUACAAAUAACUUGGUGCCUUCCUUUAUUUCCAGUAGAAAAAUUUCCUGAAAUGAUUAAUAUGAUGAAAUAUUAUGCACGAGCUGAUGAAGACAAUUCAGCAACUUUAAAUACAUUUGUAACUAGCAUAGAAUUAUGGUGUCUACCAUUAGCUAAAAUGAUAUCAUUAUUCGAUUGUAAAUCAGAUAAUGACAUUAAUCUAACCGAAGACUUUGUAAGAAAAAUUGGAAAUCAUCUUGGGGUUGAGCCGAAAUUACAUCGCUACUUAGGAAAUAUUGCUCGAGUCUUAGAAAAUUCGACCAAGGAGUUUAAAUCUAAAAGAAAUGCAGAAAUUGAAAGAAAAGCGUUUCAGAUUAAAAUUAAUGCUUCUAUUCGAUCACUUCAGUACACUUUAAAAAAAGAAAAAAUUACAAGCGAUGAAUUUGUAACUAAGAUAUUGAAUGACAUGAGUUUUUUUUAUGAAGUCCAUCACCAACUUUCAUAUCAUCAGUAUAACGGAGACCAGUUAAGGUUGCAAUACGUUCCAGACAUACAAUUCUUCACUAACAAUUCUUCUCUAGCAGAAAAUAUUAAUGAGAAUGAUUCGGAAAAUGAUGAUAAUGAAGAACGGCAACGAUUCGAAAGUGAAAAUGAAUCUACUAUUGAAACGGAUGAACUAUCUACUGAUUAA